AUGGGCGCGUCUUCGGCGAUAAUCAGGGGCGAUCUGGGCGUGGUUGGGACGUCAACGAGACGCGUGGCCGCGACGCGCGUCGCGGGAUCGGGAGCGCGCGCGGGGGGCGCGCGACGCGCGGCGAAAUCCUCCUCCUCGGAGUCGAAGGGUUCCCGAGGCUCGAGCCUCGUGGGGACGAACCCCGGACGCCGGCUGCGGGUCGCCGCCCGCGCGGUCUCUGACCCGUCGAUGACCGGAUGGGAUGCCGGUCGAAUCGACGAGAAAGAGGACGUCGUCGGCGUCCUCCUCCUCAACCUCGGCGGCCCGGAGACCUUGGACGACGUCCAGCCGUUCCUGUACAACCUCUUUGCCGAUCCGGACAUCAUCCGACUCCCCGGCGCGUUGCAGUUCCUUCAGUCGCCGCUCGCCGCGCUCCUCUCCAACUCCAGGGCGCCCAAGAGCAGAGAGGCGUACGAGUCAAUCGGAGGCGGAUCCCCGCUCAGGCGCAUCACCGACGAGCAGGCAAACGCUCUGCAGUCUGCGCUCGUCGCCAAGGGCUUGAAGAACGCCAAGUGCUAUGUCGGGAUGCGGUACUGGAAGCCCUUCACCGAGGAGGCGGUGGAGCAGAUCAAGGCGGACGGCGUCACCAAGCUCGUGGUCUUGCCCCUUUAUCCCCAGUUCUCCAUCAGCACCUCGGGAUCGUCGCUUCGCCUUUUGGAGCAGAUCUUCGGCGAGGACGAGUACCUCGCGACGAGGAUGUCGCACACGGUGAUUCCCAGCUGGUACGAGCGACCCGGGUACGUUCAGGCCAUGGCGGACCUGAUCAAGGCGGAGCUGAACAGACCGGACAGUCAGUUCGACUCCCCCGACGAGCCCAUCGUGUUCUUCAGCGCGCACGGCGUCCCGGUGAGCUACGUCGAGACGGCGGGUGACCCGUACAAGGAGGAGAUGGAGGAGUGCGUGGCGCUGAUCAUGGCGCGACUGAAGGAGAUGGGGGUCGCGAACGAGCACGUGCUGGCGUACCAGUCCCGCGUCGGGCCCGUGGAGUGGCUCAAGCCCUACACCGACGACGUCAUCAGGGAGCUCGGGGAGAAGAAGACCAAGGCGAUGGUGGCGGUGCCGAUUUCCUUCGUGUCGGAGCACAUCGAGACGCUCGAGGAGAUUGACAUGGAGUACAGGGAGCUCGCCGAGGAGAGCGGCGUGGAGCAGUGGGGACGGGUGCCCGCGCUGGACACCAACCCGGUGUUCAUCGACGACCUCGCGGACGCGGUGGUGGAGUCCUUGGACGGCAUGUCGAAGGCGGCGUCGAUGUCCGAGGGGGAUCUGGCGGCGGCGGUUGCGACGAGCUCCGUGCUGCGGGGUUCCCUCGACGAAAGUUCGCCGACGACGAAGCGAAAGGUGCGAGGCGACCUCGCGGCGACGCCUCCCGUGCCCAUGAUGCCGACCGGGACGGGUUCCCGGGUACGGAACGUCCCGUCGACCGACGACGUCACCGACCUGCUCGGCGUGAAGCCCGAGCCGUGGGAAUGGGGACCGGUGGAGUUCUCCAUGGUCGCCCUCUCGAUACUGCUCUCCACCAUGCUGCUCAUGGACAGCAGCGGCGGCGCGGGACUCAACGACAUCAUCUUCCACAAGUAG
Messenger RNA from Micromonas commoda, 1617 nucleotides. It is a transcript of the gene HEMH, whose product is annotated as ferrochelatase II chloroplast precursor. Gene Ontology annotation, molecular function: protoporphyrin ferrochelatase activity. The record is from RefSeq and is a predicted model, not a curated record. The transcript has a single exon. Gene Ontology annotation, biological process: heme biosynthetic process. Lineage: Eukaryota; Viridiplantae; Chlorophyta; Mamiellophyceae; Mamiellales; Mamiellaceae. Bases 1 to 1617 code for a protein of 538 amino acids.